CUCAAUAUGAAAAAUGUAUUUUUAAUUUCCUGUUUCAGGUGACUUUGCAUGUACCCAUUUCUGCCAUUGAUAAUAUACUAAAAUACACCAGUACUAGUUUAUCCUCCAAGUUCUGCUUUAUAAUUUUAAAAGGAUGGUGAACGUCACAGCUCAGCGUGUGACAGAGUUUACAUUAACAGGCUCGGACCAAGUGCCCAACCAGCGGUUGCUGGGAACUCUGAUCCUCGUUACUUAUCUCUUCAUACUGCUUGGCAACAGUGCCAACAUAUGUGUGGUGGCAUCAGACAGGCGCCUGUUCACGCCAAUGUACAUAUUCAUCUGCAACCUGGCAGCGGUGGACAUCACUUUCACCACCAGCGCUGGCACCACAUUGAUCGGACUGCUGCUUUUGGGCAUCCGGAACAUCUCGUACCAGGAGUGCAUCUCACGCAUGUUCAUCUACCACAUGGGUGACAUCUGCCUGAGUCUCACCCUCACCUUGAUGGCGGUGGAUCGCGUGGUGGCCAUCAGCAACCCCCUGCGCUACCACAGCAUCCUCACCAACGGGCGGACCCUUGCCUUGAUUGCUUUUACCUGGCUGCUCGCGAUUGUGAUCAUGGGCCUGUUGGUGGGGAUUCUUCACAGCCUCCCCUACUGCCAGCCUCUGCUCGGGUUCAGCUUCUGCAACUAUGCAACGCUGGUCCGGGCGGCCUGUGUUGAUCCAGAACCCUACUUCAUCUACAGCACAGCCCUGACCAGCUGGGUGAUUGGCGUGCACCUGCCUCUUAUCCUGGCCACGUAUGUGAAGAUCAUUUACAUCGUGCUCAAGCUGUCAAAGAACGAGAGCCGCAAGCAAAUGGUCAACACGUGCGUCAGCCACGUCAUCGUGGUCACCUGCUACUUCCUGCCCAAGUGUAUCGUCACCUUGCUGACAAGGGUUGGUGUCACGCUGAACCCGACAGAACGUAACGCUCUGCUCAUAGUCUCCACGUUGCUCCCGUCCUUCAUGAAUCCCGCUGUCUAUUGCUUCAGGACAAAAGAAAUAAGGACCCGACUCAUUAAAAUACUGACAAGAAACUGCGUGAAUGUGAUAAAAUGAAGUGUCAUUCACAUAUUCUCUGUGGUCUGGAGGUUGGGUGUAAAUCACAAGAAACAUAAUAAUGCAGAGGCUGAACUUAGGCCAGUGAGAGAUGUUUGCAUAUUAAGUUAAUUCAUCUGCAAGAUUCCUUACUACAGCCUUCCUGGGACUGCAGUCUGGGUUAAUAUUCAGACAUUGUUUUCUGUAGUAGAAAAGCAUGUUGUUUGAACAACACUGUUUAUCAGGUUUAGUUUUGACGAGUGAGAUAAAGGCACAAGGGGCCAAUGGAGACACAUCUAGCAAGCUGUCGUUUUGCCAAAGAGCAAAGCAGUUUUAAAAAAUUGCCUGUAAAAUAUCUCCCCAUCCAUCUGCUUUCUAUACCCACCUGCCCUAAGCCGGGUCAUGGCCGUCCGGAGCCCCUCCCAAAUGCUACAGCACAAGGCAGGGAGUAACCCAGCCCACUGCAGGGCACUGUAAUAUAUUGUGAAAUUAAAUAUAAACUUGAAAAACAAUAACACUGUAUGAAACUGUACCUAACAACUUUGUUUUUAUAUGAUCAUUUUGUUUUCUAUUAUUUGCACUGCAAGCAUUUGUAUCAUGUACCUGUUUUCAAUUAAUAAAAUAUUCUGAGCACAAAAAAAAUGAGAAAGAGUCAAGUAAGCUUUAAGACAGCCACUGGUGGGCGUAUAAAACAAAAAAUCUCAUCCAGUGCUGGUUUCAGUUUGCCUGCUGUUACAAACCAUCCACAAUAAGGGACCCUGUUCCAUGCAGUGUUGUAACAUUCAGAGACUUGACUGUUUAUAUCUUAUAUUUGCAUCUUACAUUUUAGUAAUAUAUUGUUACUUUUCAUUUCUUCCAUUGACAUCGUUACACUUGUUUUUAUUAAUAUACUGUCACAUACUGGCACAACCUCCUACAUUUUGCACCUGUAGACAUCAGAAUUGUGCAGUGGCCAGUGCUGCAGUGUCUUCGUUUGUGCCACUGUCUUCGUUUCUGCACACAUGUUCUUUAUGUCACUUUCUGUAGUUUUGUAGACCUGUGUUGUUUUAUGUGGCACCAUGGUCCUGGAGGAUCGCUGCUUCA
Molecule: messenger RNA, 2140 nt
Organism: Brienomyrus brachyistius
Lineage: Eukaryota; Metazoa; Chordata; Actinopteri; Osteoglossiformes; Mormyridae
Product: olfactory receptor 51E2-like
Exons: 1
Coding region: 134-1078 (314 amino acids)
Biological process (GO): G protein-coupled receptor signaling pathway
Cellular component (GO): membrane
Molecular function (GO): olfactory receptor activity; G protein-coupled receptor activity
Source: RefSeq, a predicted model, not a curated record